UCCUCUGUGAUGGGCAUCUAUGAUGUUGGGCUGUCUGGCCCUGCCUUGUUGCGGAAUGUCUCUUCUCUUCUCUGUGCGUCGGCGGGGAAGGGGGGGCCGAUGGCCUCGAUCAACAGUUCUCCCGGCAAGUAUGGAGUAGGGUUCCGUCACAGUCUAUAAACCAUGUCCACAUGUAGUCGUCAAAUAUGGGUGAGACCGGCAGCGCCUCUAGAGUCAUUGGCUUUGUGGCUGCUGCUGCUGCUGCUGUUGCUGCUGCUGCUCGGGUGCGUCGUGCGUCCGUGUCGGUGCUGGCUGAACUCUAUCUCGAAUGGGGGAAUUGCGGGGGAGGGAACGUAGGAAUCACAAGCCUCGAAAUUUCCAUUAGGCAAAGGAGGGGAAUUCGCAGAGAGGCGAGAACUCAAAAAACGAGCAGGCGGGCGUUGGCUCAUGGUUCCCGUUUGCUUGUGAUAACGCCCCCUUCUCUUCCUCCCCUUUCCGCUCCCCUUUUCCUUUCCCUGUUGCCGGGCUCCUGGAGGCUGAAGCCAUCACCUCGCCGUACCUCGCGCGUCGUUGAUGCAGCGAGGUACUUGGUACUCGAUACUUGGUGCCUGUGCUGCUUGGCCUCCCACCCCGCGGUACACGUGACUAUGUACCUAAUGCACUUGAUCCAUUAAUCGUUGACAUAGGGCUGGGGAACUAGGAAAGAGCUAGCCGUCUAGGUACCAAGGCAACCAGAUAC
Molecule: messenger RNA, 718 nt
Organism: Colletotrichum navitas
Lineage: Eukaryota; Fungi; Ascomycota; Sordariomycetes; Glomerellales; Glomerellaceae
Exons: 1
Coding region: 186-653 (155 amino acids)
Source: RefSeq, a predicted model, not a curated record